GGGAAGGCAGGGCCGAGAGGCGGGGGUCGGCCUGCGUGGGGCCGCGCGGCGGCAGCGGCGACGACUCCAGCGACUCCGGAGACUCCGGGCGGGACCGCGCGGGGCCAUGGCCGAGGCGGCCCCGGCUCCGACUUCUGAAUGGGACUCCGAAUGCCUUACGUCGCUGCAGCCCCUUCCUCUUCCCACACCCCCAGCAGCAAAUGAGGCACACCUGCAGACUGCGGCCAUCUCCCUGUGGACAGUGGUGGCAGCUGUGCAGGCUAUCGAGAGAAAGGUGGAGGUCCACAGCCGGCGACUCUUGCACCUAGAAGGACGGACGGGGACAGCAGAGAAGAAGCUAGCCAGCUGUGAAAAGACGGUGGCUGACCUUGGGAACCAACUGGAGGGCAAGUGGGCUGUGCUGGGGACCCUGCUGCAGGAGUAUGGGCUGCUGCAGAGACGGCUGGAGAACUUGGAGAACCUACUGAGGAACAGGAACUUCUGGAUUCUGCGGCUGCCACCCGGCAUUAAAGGAGAUAUCCCGAAGGUGCCUGUGACAUUUGAUGAUAUCUCCAUCUACUUUUCCACUCCGGAGUGGGAAAAAUUGGAAGAAUGGCAAAAAGAACUUUACAAGAAUAUCAUGAAGGGCAACUACGAGUCUCUCAUCUCCAUGGAUUAUGCCAUGAAUCAACCUGAUGUCUUAUCUCAGAUUCAGCCAGAAAGAGAACAUACUACAGAGGACCAGGCAGGACCAGAGGAAAGUGAGAUUCCCACAGACCCCAGUGAAGAGCCUGGCAUUUCAACAUCAGAUAUUCUGUCUUGGAUCAAACAAGAGGAAGAGCCCCAGGUUGGGGCCCCACAGGAGACCAAGGACAGUGACAUGCACAAGGGCACCUAUGCUGAUGAAGAACUUGUCAUCAAAGCUGAAAGCCUUGCCAGAGCCUCCUUGUGCCCAGAGGUUCCGGUCACCUUCUCUUCUCCACCACCAGCAGCAAAGGAUACUUUUUCAGAUGUGACUUUCAAAGGUCAGCCCUCUGCAUCCAUGGCACCUUUCGGGCGUCCGGCUGCCGACCUGGCUGAAGCCUCUGAAGGACAAGUGACUUUUACUCAGUUGGGUAGCUACCCCCUGCCACCUCCAGCUGGGGAGCAGGUCUUCUCAUGCCACCACUGUGGCAAGAGCCUCAGCCAAGACAUGCUGCUGACCCACCAGUGUAGCCACACGGGUGAGAACCCGUUACCCUGUGCCCAGUGCCCGAAACACUUCCCCCAGCAGGCCGACCUGGGCAGCAGCUCCCAGCCCCAUGCUAGCGAGACGCCCCCCACCUGUCCACACUGCGCCAGAACUUUCACUCACCCGUCCAGACUCACCUACCACCUUCGGGUGCAUAACAGCACCGAGCGCCCUUUCCCCUGCCCUGACUGCCCCAAGCGCUUCGCCGACCAGGCCCGGCUCAGCAGCCACCGGCGAGCUCACGCCAGCGAGCGGCCCUUCCGCUGCGCCCAGUGCGGCCGGAGCUUCAGCCUGAAAAUCAGCCUCCUGCUCCACCAGCGGGGGCAUGCACAGGAGCGGCCCUUCUCCUGCCCGCAGUGCGGCAUUGACUUCAAUGGCCACUCAGCUCUGAUCCGCCACCAGAUGAUCCACACGGGCGAGCGGCCAUACCCGUGCACUGACUGCAGCAAGAGCUUCAUGCGCAAGGAGCACCUGCUGAACCACCGGCGGCUGCACACGGGCGAGCGGCCCUUCAGCUGUGCGCACUGCGGCAAGAGCUUCAUCCGCAAGCACCACCUCAUGAAGCACCAGCGCAUCCACACGGGGGAGCGGCCCUACCCCUGCGCCUACUGUGGCAGAAGCUUCCGCUACAAACAGACACUCAAGGACCACCUACGCUCCGGCCACAGUGGAGGCUGCGGGGGUGACAGCAACCACUCCGGACAGCCACCUGACCCCCCGGGGCCCCUUCUAACGGGGCUCGAAACCUCUGGCCUACCUGUUAACACCGAAGGUCUAGAGGCCAAUCAGUGGUAUGGGGAAGGGAGCGGAGGAGGAGUUUUGUAAACCUCGCUCGUUUCAUGGUUAUCUGUGCUCUCCGGUUAUCUAUGACCACGAGCCCCUCAACCCCCUGCAGCAGUCGCCGUGUGGCACGUCGAUGAGUUUGGGAACUUAUACCCUUGACUAGAGACAUGCUGGAAUUUGGGACCUUGGCAACAUCACAAGAACACCACAUUUUGAAACCCAGAGAGACCUGGAAAGGAGCCCAGCAUCCCAAUCUUUACAAAAGUAUUACCUAAGCAGAAGUUAUAUAAGAAUGUUGCAGAGAGAGAGGUUGCAAAGCAAGAUUUGGCCUCCGUCAAUCCAUCACAGGGUGAUAAGUUGUUAAUGAUUGAUGCUCUAAGUAGAGACAGGUGCAUGGGAAGAGCCUCCAGAGUUUGAACCCCAUCAUGGGGCCUGGGGAUGUUUAAUUGAACCUCAUUCAUUCCUUGAUGGUAAGAUGGUUGUUAGAAGAAAGUGCUGGAGCCUCAGGCCGUGGUACUGCUUCUCCCUGAUAAGAGCUAAAGUCUGCUCAUGUGUUCAUGUUCUGCCUCUCCCAAAAUGAUAACUCAAGACUGCCUUCCUAGGUUUCCUAGAUUAAUUCUAAUACAUUUUGUUUAAUAUUAGGGGAGCAAGAAGUCUGACUUUAAAAGCUUCUUAAGGAGAAUAGUUUGAUUUGAAGAAUUCAAGCUCUUAAUGGCAUUUAAACCACUAGGAACAUUUGCCGAGGUCCUGGCUAAAAAAAGUGGGAGCAGUGUUCUCAGCCCUAGCUUUAAAAUCUAGAGAACCCAGAGAAAUGACAGAACAGCCUAAAAUUUGUGCCUGAACUAUGUUUCUCAACAAGGAGUCAUUCACGUCAAAUUUUUGCUUAUUUUCAUUCAAGCCAAUAGGCUGAUUUUCCCAUUCCUAGUGUCAUAUUCUUGACAGUCCUCAGCAGAAAAGACCAUACCACUUUCCAGAAGCGUUAUGGAGCUUCAGAAAUUGCCAGUGGAUCUCAGCUUUCGUUUCUUCAGUAGUGAGACAAUGGUGCUCUAAUGCAGCCUUCUUGAGCCAUCAGCGUGUAUGUUCACCCCUCUGACUGUCCAAUUGGCAAGGGGCAGGUUGAGGAACUUUGUAGAUCCCUGAGCAUACAGACAAGGUCAGCCUCCUGCUGCUUGUUCUGCUUUUAGGAACCUUGGCUACCAUGUGUCCUUUUCAUUGAGGAUAUUCAGUCAGGGGAGAGCAUCUGAGCAUGGUCCUACUCCUCAGUGGCUUUGCAGUUGGACAUAAGACCCUUGACCUUUACAGAUUGCAGAUUUUCAUCUGCAAGAUGAGGCUAGUGAAAGGAAAAAAGUGAGCCUCUAGAAAUUCAAAACAAAACAAAAUCAUAAAACUUGUGAUACAUUUCUUUUGUCAUAUCUCUGGCUUCUAUCCAAGCAAAGCCAAAUAAGAUCCCCCAAAUCAAAGCAGAGACAUUCUUGUUGAAACUUGACUGAGCUCAAUCUGUUUUACUCUUGCUGGGUGACUGUAGUGGGAGAUAGAGAUUGCCCUAAGUCUUGGGCAGUAGGGCUGUUUAUUCCUACACUCUCUUCCCCCUGAAUCAUUCCAAGAUGCCUGGAAACAAGGUCUGCAAGUACUUAGAACACUUUCUUGAUGAAAUGAUAAAGGAGAGACCCAUUUUUUCCUUAUCACUUAACCCAGCCUAGCUUUACCUAAGCACACUAGGAAAAUGUGUUACCCUAGCUAGCUUUGCUCCUGGGAAAGCUCUGUUUGAACAUGCUGCUCUUUAGGAUGAUUGCAUUUAUGGAACAUCUGCUCUGUGACAUUCACAAUAUCAGGGGUCACGGGAGACCUCAGAAAUGUAUGUAAGACCUAGUCUGCUGCCGUAAUUUGUAGUCUGAAGGUGAUGAAAAAACCCAGUACAGAACAAACCAAGACAACAGAUGAACAGAGCCCUGGCAUAUUGGGAUUAAGAGCCUUCUAGCUAGAAUCUAAACCCAUGCUAUGGGUAAAUGUGGGGGUUCUGGGACUCCCAAAGUCAAGGUUCCAGCUUCACCGCUGACUUGGUUGAAACUUAGUGUGAGACCUGGUUUACACCUUGGUCUCCUAAUUAAAAAGGAGAAGAAUCAAAAUACUGUCUUUAGGUGAUGAGCUCCCUUUUCUGGUAGCAUUUAAACAUUUGCCAGGGUGUGCUUGAAAGGGAUUCCUACAUUAAGUGUGAUGUUGGUCUAGAUAACAUCAGAAAUUCUUUUUUUUACUCAAAGAUUUAAUGGGAACACAGAGCUUGUUAACGAAGGAGACCUGUGUGUUAAAAUGCUGCAGAUAGAUCCCAUGGUCCUCUCCGCAAGGAACUGUAGCCAGCAGGAGCCCAAACUUCAGCAAGAAGUGAACACGGUUCAAAUACCAAUGAGGCAAGAGCCAUGAAUCUGAGUGAAAGGUAACAGGCAGGGCCAUGCCAGAGAGAUGGAAGUAGGUGUUCUCCUAAUCCUCAGGAGAACACACCAGGAGUUUUCAAGUGUGCAUUCUGGUCUCCUUUCCCUCCACCUAUCCUCUACAAGGUAGAACUCCAGGCCAGCUCUAGAUUUUGUUUGCUUAAGAUUCAAGAGUGGAUCCAUAAAAUGCCCUCAGUGGAAAAGUUAAGUCCAAUGGGAAGGUUUGAAUGUGUGGAGAAACUUUGUCCAUCGAGGGUUCCUGAGAGAAACUGUCCAUUUAACUGCAGUUGAAGUACCUGAGGAUUCGUUGUCAUGACCAGACAAGACAGGAGAACCCAGAAAUGUGCUCUUCAUCAGUCUGCCCCCUGGGCUAAGACAUCUGUCACACAACACAAAUAAGCAUAUCUCCUCGGAGUAGAUUGAGAUAUGGACUAUAACCAGAUUCACUCUUUGCUUACUAAGUAUUUCAUUGUCACCAUUAGAUGAGCCUCUGUUUCAGCCACAGAUGUGAAAAUAAAUGGAAGUUGAUUGCUUGUCUAGAAAGUGA
Molecule: messenger RNA, 4966 nt
Organism: Canis lupus familiaris (dog)
Lineage: Eukaryota; Metazoa; Chordata; Mammalia; Carnivora; Canidae
Gene: ZNF398
Product: zinc finger protein 398
Exons: 6
Coding region: 107-2035 (642 amino acids)
Biological process (GO): regulation of transcription by RNA polymerase II
Molecular function (GO): RNA polymerase II cis-regulatory region sequence-specific DNA binding; DNA-binding transcription factor activity
Source: RefSeq, a predicted model, not a curated record